GUGGAUCACUGAGAAAUGGGCUCCACUUGUCAGAAUUGAAAACCCAAGCUGAGUGAGGGUCCUACUCUUCUUCCGAGUGAUGCUCAUUGACUCAGCCAAGAAAAGAUACUCGGGGAUUCAGUGCGUUUAAAGGCAAAGCAAUGGACAACUUCGCAUCAGUUAAGUAUCCAUGAGUUAGAAUAUUUGAUAAAAGAUUUGGUCACUCGGAUUUCUUAAAUAAUAUAAUAGUGCGCCAUGUCGGGUGCGAAUUUUUAGUGCUUUUAUCACUGUAUAAAUUUCAGUGGGGCCCAAUUAAGCCCAACCAUAAUUAAUAAAGACCGUUAGAUAAGAGGAACCUAUAUCACAGGAAAUAUAUAUCAACGGUUGGAUAUUCGCAUCCAUGUGAAAACGGGCAAGGAACGUGGACGGUAGAAGUGAUCGUUCGAUCAGGAUGCGAUCCCGAUGAGUCCCAUCCGACGAGUACACCAUAAUCAUGCAUGGGCCCCACUUGGGCCAACUUGAAUUUAUGUACAGCUGGAUCAAAGAGCAUAUAAUAUUGUGGAAAAAAAGCUACAACUACCCUUUACUCUUCCUUCUCUAUGUAUAUAAAUCUCUCUCCCAUCACACCCAACUCCAUCAAAUUCCAUCUACUUCAGCAUGUUGUCUUCCAGCUCUUCCUUGUUUGGCUCUUUUCUAGGCAACUUAUACUCAAGGAGAUUGCUACUACACAAUCCUUUGUACCAUCCACCUCCCACAGUAGCAGCUGCACCUAUCGCGGCAGCCAACCACGAUUCAUCCCAGACCCUCAUGGGUGAGAGUACCUUCGAUGCCAACGUCGUCAUGAUCCUUUCCAUCCUCCUUUGUGCGGUAAUUUGCGCUCUGGGCCUCAACUCAAUCAUCAGGUGUGCGCUAAGGUGCUCAAACCGAGUGGUCUUCCAGUCUAGGGACCGGACCACAGCAGCCCGCCUAGCCAACAAGGGUGUCGAUAGGAAAGCUCUCAAGACCUUCCCAACGCUAGCCUACUCGACGAGCUUGAAGCUGCCCGAGUGCACCAUCUGCCUAACGGACUUCCUUGACGGUGAGCAGGUGCGGGUCUUGCCAAAGUGCAAACAUGGGUUCCAUCUCAACUGCAUCGACAAAUGGCUUGCGUCGCAUUCGUCAUGUCCCAAUUGCAGGCAAUGUUUAGUAGACACAUGUCGGAAGAUCGUUGGCUGUAAUGAGGCCCCGGCGCCAUUGGAGCCGUCAGAUGCAUUGCAUUCAGUCAUUGUACCGUUGGAACCUGAAGGUUUGAUAAUUGGUUAUCGAAGUGUUUGUUAAUUGUAUUAAUUGUGUAUUCAUGUUGUGCAAACAAGUGUGUUAGUAUAUAGAAUUAAGACCCAAUCCGUUUCUGAACAUGUAGUUUUUUAGGUUUGGUAUGUCCACAUGUGUGUAGAAUCCUAGCCGUUUAUGUAAGCACAAGUGACAAUACGGCACACAUGUGCAAGUGCCACAUUGAUUAGACUUAUGGCCCAAAUAUCAGGCAAUUUCACUACCUGCAUGGUGGGUCACAACAGAAAAAACAAAUGGACAGCUAAUGCAGUUUCUUUUUUUCUUUUUCUUUUGUCAUCUUGUGGAUCAUUUGAUGACUUAAACGGCCUGGAUUUUAGGCCAGAAGAUGUAGAUAUUGUAGCCCACCUAAUGGAAAGCUCAG
This is a messenger RNA of Magnolia sinica, 1669 nucleotides long. RefSeq names its product RING-H2 finger protein ATL78-like. The record is from RefSeq and is a predicted model, not a curated record. Bases 637 to 1296 code for a protein of 219 amino acids. The transcript has a single exon. NCBI's taxonomy places the organism in Eukaryota, Viridiplantae, Streptophyta, Magnoliopsida, Magnoliales, Magnoliaceae. Gene Ontology annotation, molecular function: transferase activity. Gene Ontology annotation, biological process: protein ubiquitination.